Messenger RNA from Bathycoccus prasinos, 2754 nucleotides. RefSeq names its product choline monooxygenase. Gene Ontology annotation, molecular function: 2 iron, 2 sulfur cluster binding; iron ion binding. The transcript has a single exon. The coding region runs from base 1 to 2754 and encodes 917 amino acids. The record is from RefSeq and is a predicted model, not a curated record. NCBI's taxonomy places the organism in Eukaryota, Viridiplantae, Chlorophyta, Mamiellophyceae, Mamiellales, Bathycoccaceae.
AUGAGGAGGCGAAGGCGGAACGCGAAGGUGGUGGUUAGGAUGAACGAAGAGAAACAAAAAAGGAAUCCAUUCCCACUUUCGAAUUUUGGGUCGGGAUGCGCGAGCAAUAACGAGAACGGUGAAGACGACGACGAGGACGACGAGAACGACAACAACAACAACAAAAACGUCGGAGGGAAACGAAUCCCAAUCGGAGGACGGUUUUUGUGGUCCAACGAAGGGAAAUCGAUCGGUACGGGUUUGAAAAAACUGCCAGAUUUUCGACGAAAUAUGCUGGAAGAAGGCACGGAGGACGUUUGGUUGAAAGAAAUGGAGAUGAAGCAUUCGAUAUUGGACGCGUAUGGAGAGCGUUGCGUCGUGUAUAAAGAAGAGGAGCGAACGGACUUGGACGAAGCCUGUCGAGAGUUAUUAAACGCGGUUGCAGAGUUGUUGACGGAACAGUAUCCAGAAAGGUACGCGAUAACAGAGAAGAACGAGGACGGGAGCCGAAUGAUUUCAAUACCAAAGCUCGAUAACUACAAGGCUUCUUUAGAACCGAAGUCGGGAAAGGAGGCAUUGAUCACCGCCGCGCGAUUGAGCACGAACGAGUUUUGUAUAAUGCGAAGAAGCAGAAACGGCGGAGAAGAAGCACAAAGUGAGAAACAGGAAAACGGUGGAGAUUUCUUCGCCAGAGAACCUUCGGAGCACGAAUUCGUCGCCGGCGUGGUGUGCUUUUCCUUCGACCCAAAGAAACGCGAAGGGAAGAACUUAUCGCAGCUGCACAAACCGGUGCCGAACUACGAGGAGAAAAUUGAAAUGGCGACGAGGCGCGUGUUUGAUAACUUGUUAAGGAAGAUGGACGAGGACGGAGGACAGCCAUUGUUUCGCGCAAAUUGGGCGAUACAGAAUAGCAGCGAUUUAAUUAGCACCGAUUUAGAUUGGCAUCCGACGAAUGUUAAAAUCGGUGGUGUGAUGAAUAGAAAACAUUUAGUGGAGGAAAGUUCGACCAAUUCUUUCGGCGACAUCGACGCGAUGCACACGGGAUAUAUGGACCCGACGCAAGGUAUGCCGAAAAAUGUUCGCGAGGUUGGGAGUAAAAUGUUUACGCGCGUAGAAUACGAAACGAUAUCGAAACUAAAAACGAAUGGGUUUUCAUUGUUUACGGUGAAGACGUAUUUAGAACCGUUAGAAAAUUUUUCGGCGCCGGAAGCCGCGGAGUCGCUGUUCGUCGCCAUCACCGAAGCGAGCGAAAGCGAGUUGAAGUACAAAUCGCUCGAAAACGCCAACUUGAAGAAUCUGAUAUUAGAAUAUUUGGUUGCGAAUUUGCCAAAAGUCCAGUCGUCUUCAUCGUCGUCGUCGUCGUCAUCUUCUUCUUUAUCAUCGACGACAGUAUCGUCAAACGUUCUCAAAUGUCCCAUGGGUUUUUCCACGCCGAAGAUUUUUAAAGAAGAGGAAGAAGAAGAAGAAGAAAGAGAAGAAGACGCGCGGACGACACAACCACACGAUUUCACUCCGUGGACGUCAUUCGAUAAAGCAAUCGAGGAUGCCUCCCCUAUUCCACCUUCGUACUACACGAGUGAGAAAUUAGCGCAGCGUGAACGCGCCACGGUCUUUUCGCCAGAGAAGGAUUGGGUUUGCAUCGGGCACGUUUCGGAUGCGCCAAGCGUGAACGAUUAUUUCACAACCACUGUGUUUUCCGAUGAAAGCGAAAACGCCGCCGCCGCCGCUGUAGAAAUAGUAUGCGUGCGAACGGAAGAGAAUACGUUUAAAGCGUACGAAAACGUGUGCCAACACCAUUUCGCGAAGGUUGCUGAUAAGAAACGAGGCACGUGCACAGCGAAAGCAAACUCGUGCGCGGCGGCGUUGCAAUGUCCGUAUCACGGAUUCACGUAUGAUGUAUCAAAUGAAGGAAAUGGGAAGCUCAUCUCGGCGACUCGAAUGAAAGGCAUGGAAGAGCGAACGGAAAAGAUUAAACUCAAAGGCGGUUACGUGUGCGAAACGUUCGGUCCGUUUGUGUUUCUAAAGAAAGAUGAGAGUUCGUCGUCGUCGUCGUCGUCGUCUUUGCGAACGUUUUUAGGCGCAGAUUUUGCCAGCCGAGUCGAAGAAGCUGAUAUCAACGUCUCCGAUCGCGAGUCUUUUCGUCACGUCGCUCGCGAAACGUUUGAAGUUGAAUCGAAUUGGAAAGUUUUCAUAGAUAACUAUCUCGAUGGAGGUUUCCACGUCCCUUUCGCACAUAAAGCGCUGGUCAAAGAAGGUUGCGACAUGAGCAAAUAUAACAUCACGCUCUUCGAUAAUAUGAACUCGAUUCAAUCCGUGGACGUUAGAAAAGAAGAGAACACCAACUCUCGCCUCGGUUUAGGCUCAGCGACCUACGCGUUUGCCUUUCCGAACGUCUGUCUCAACAGAUACGGACGUUGGCUGGAUACCAACGUGGCGUUCCCAAAUCCUGCAGACCCAAAUAAGUGCGUCGUCGAAUUCAACUGGUACAUCGAUAACACCAACCACGACGAGGACGACGACGAAGAGGUAUUCAUAAAGCAAAGCCUCCUCGCCUCUCGCGUCGUCCAAGACGAAGACGAAAAUCUGUGCGCCUCCGUACAAAAAGGGCUCCGCUCCAAAGUCGCCUCUUCUUCUUCUUCUUCUUCUUCUUCAUCCCGAAGCGGCAGCGGUGGCGACGAAGAUCGACAAGAAGGGUUAUACUCCCCUGAAUGCGAAUCAAUCAUGUUUGCAUUUCACAAGAGAUAUUAUCGCGCCGUCCUCCUCCCGGGCGAAUAA